AUGCCUCCUGUCGCCCCCGCAACCCAGUCACUACUGCCAAGCAUUCAAACCGAAGCUGCCGUAGACACGCCAAUGCCGUCGGGAUCGGGCGGCGAUCUCAAUGGGAGACAAGUCUGCAUUCAGCUCGUUACGGAUAAGCAGAACUUCGACUACUACCUCCCCCACAGCAUCGCCGUUUCAACCUCGAAAGUGCUUCAGGCCUGCUUCACGGAUGGCGUGGAAAUCGGGCAUCUCGAAUGGUGCACCAACGAGUCCUGGGAGCUCUACCACCACUGGCUAUACACCCGCGAACCCUUGACCGCCAUGGAAUUUCUUCUCCGGUCAACGCCUCCCCCACAUAACGUUUGUGCCCUCGAUCAGGAGCAAAAGAUCCGAACGGAUUACCUAGAUCUAUUCUUCUGUUACACGUUCGGGCAAACCCUUCAGGACUACGUCUACACCGACUGCAUCAUGUCCCGCUUGAUCGAUAUGAUUCGCUCUCCUCACGCCCCGACCGUGCUCAUGACACUCCUCACCGAGAGCACGGCAACUCUCCAUGCUAUUAUGCAGAUUAAACCGGUAGGUUGUGCGCUUCAUUAUUUCCUCGUUGAUGCUAUUGCGUGGUUCGGCUCGGACAGGGAGGUGGGUGUCAUCGCGUUUGGGGAGUACGAUCAAGCGUUCAAGAGCUAUCUUAUGAUUGCGUUGGCGAAAUGGCGGAGGGUCAUGCCGAGUGCGAAGUUGCCGGGCAGGUUCGGGCUGCUGAAUGAGUGCGGGUAUCAUGAUCACCGCGACAAGCCGUGUUAUGCGAGGAGGUGGUAG
This is a messenger RNA of Trematosphaeria pertusa, 798 nucleotides long. RefSeq lists its product as uncharacterized. The coding region runs from base 1 to 798 and encodes 265 amino acids. The transcript is spliced from 2 exons. Lineage: Eukaryota; Fungi; Ascomycota; Dothideomycetes; Pleosporales; Trematosphaeriaceae. The record is from RefSeq and is a predicted model, not a curated record.